AUGGUCAUGCCCUUUGGACUAUCCAACCCACCCAGCACUUUUAUGAGAUUUAUGCAUCAGGUUUUACGGCCUUUCAUGGAGAAGUUUGUGUGGACCGAGGAGGCAGAGGCUAGCUUUCAGUUGGUUAGGCAGAAGAUGAUAGAGGCCCCAAUUUUGGUACUUCUGGACUUUGAGAAAGUGUUCGAGGUAAAUUGUGAUGCGUCUGGAAUUGGUAUUGGUGGUGUUCUGAGUCAGGAGGGGCGUUCAGUAGCCUUUUUUAGUGAGAAGCUAUCGGGAUUGAAGAAAAAUUAUUCCACUUAUGACCUGGAGUUCUAUCACAAGCUGAGUAGGCAACAUGCAAAGUGGGUGGCGUACUUGCAGGAGUUUACUUUCACACUAAGGCAUCAAACAGGGAGUUUGAAUCGAGUAGAAGAUGCAUUGAGUCGUCGCACAUUACUCCUCACCACCAUGAGCACCAAGAUUGUCGAAUUUGAGGCAUUUCCUGAUAUGUAUGCUACAGAUCCUUCAUUUGGAAAAAUAAUUUGGGAGUUAUGCAUUCUGGAUUGUUCGCUAAGGCAGCAGAUUAUUAGUGAACUUCAUAACGAAGGACAUUUUGGGCGAGACAAGACAUUGGCAUUAGUCUCUUCUGAUUAUUUCUGA
Olea europaea var. sylvestris is the source of this 639-nucleotide messenger RNA. RefSeq lists its product as uncharacterized. Lineage: Eukaryota; Viridiplantae; Streptophyta; Magnoliopsida; Lamiales; Oleaceae. The transcript has 4 exons. The record is from RefSeq and is a predicted model, not a curated record. Bases 1 to 639 code for a protein of 212 amino acids.